AGUGUCGGCAACUAGGAUUCUGAAUGUACUUUGGGUUGGAAGUCUGUCGUCCGAAUCUAGGGAUUUUUUCUUUACUUAUAGCAAACAUAUAGGACGGCUCGUUGGCAUCGAUAGAUUUUCUCCUAUAUGCCAUGGCGCAAGAGAUGCGUGAUUGGUCCGAACUUCAACACGAUCUGCUAGUUCUCAUUGGUAGACGUUUCAAUUUGAUUGAAGACUACUUAAAUUUCGGCACUCGGCACCGUCUGUAAAUCCUGGCACUCCGCAGCCACCAAAAACAAUUUUAACAGUGAAUUGCCUAGAGUUCCAUGGCUGAUGUUACCAGAAGAGGAGGAUAAAAGGGACAGUUGCUGUCGAAAAUUCUUCAGCCUCUAUAAUGAUAUGAUUUUGAAGAAGAGGAUUCCUAAAGCUAGAGGAAAACGAUGUGUGGAGUCUAUGGGAUGGCUUAUCACAGUUGGAAAAGACGAGGGUGAAGCUAGUUUGCUACAUCCUUUCUCCGGUGUUCAGUUCGAAUUGCCACAUCAAAAUACCACUAAAGAUUUUGAUGAACACGAGACUGGCUAUCCGUUUACUUUUUUUCGCAAGGCAGUUUUGUCAGCUAGUCCUUUUUAUACAUCCGACUUUGUUCUCAUGGUCAUUGAGGGAGGCAUUAGAUUCCUCAGUUUUUGGAGACCUGGAGAUUUGAGAUGGACCAGGGUUAGCUGGGACAGAUCAGAUCAUACUCCAUUUGUUGAUGUGGUAUAUUUUAAUGGCCGCUUUUAUGCAGUAGAUUAUUCCGGCCGCGUCCUUGUUUGUGAUGUAGCUGGCCCUGAACCCACUAAAAAAAGUCAUAUCAUAGCGCAGUUACCAUUUGGUCCUCGAGACAGGCUAGAUCAUUUAUACAUCGUAGAAUCACUAGGAUCAUUAUUUAUAGUUGUGCGAGAUGGUGUUCAAAUAAGCCAAGUCAAAGAUGAUUGUGACAGGAUGAGGAUUCCAUUGACUUACAUCGUAGGAGAAAAUGAGGAAGAGCUUCGGGAUGGGGAGGAGUUAAGAUAUGGAACAAAACAAUUUGGAGUUUUCAAGGUUGAUUUAGCUGCUGCUGGCAAAGUAACAGAAACCAGGGAAUUAGGGGAGAGAGCUUUUUUUCUGGGUGCUAAUGCUUCUCUUUCUGUCCAAACUUCUCAAUUUCCAGGAAUCAAGCCCAAUCAUAUUUAUUUUACUGACGAUUUUUUUGAAUCAUACCUCGGCUUUGUUGAAGGAGGAGGCUUGGACAUGGGGGUGUUCAACUUAGCAGAUGGCAGCAUCCAGAUGCAUUACGAGGGUGUUUCCCUCAGUCGUGUUUGUCCUCCAACUUGGGUCACACCAACUCUGUGUUAGAGUCAGACAUAUUUGUUUAUUUGCUCUAUUUGUUAUGUAUUUUUACUAUAAAAGUCGAAUGAUUUUUUAUUUAAAUAAUUACAUUCUGUCAUUUACCUUCAGAAUCCAUUGAUGUAUCUUUCUUGUUUUCAAUAUAGCUGGACAAAAGAUAAUUCCGUUAAUUGUGAUACUUUCUUGUUUCCAAGUAUGUUGUGUUCGAAUGCAAUCAGGAUUGGCUUUAUU
This is a messenger RNA of Nicotiana tabacum (common tobacco), 1575 nucleotides long. The record is from RefSeq and is a predicted model, not a curated record. Lineage: Eukaryota; Viridiplantae; Streptophyta; Magnoliopsida; Solanales; Solanaceae.